AUGUUGAACGCAGAUACCCCGAAUCCCAUCCGAGCGCAAAAUAAUCCGGCCUCGGUGGCAUUAGCAGGCCAGGAUGUGGUGAUCACGAAGACACACAAAAACCUUGCACCAGAAGCAUCAGGUUGGUUAGAUCCGGCGGCAAUAGUGACAGGUCUCUACCAUGGAACGGUUUCAUGGCCCUCAGCCAGCGAGUUGACCACAUAUCCAACACCAAGUGAGACGUCGGCUGUUAGUGGCAUCAGCUCAGAAGCCAUUCCAACCGGUACACUGGAUACAGCAAGCUCAUAUCAAUCACGAUCAUCAAAAUCAACGUUCUGGACUACAACUACAACUUCAAGUUUAAGCUCAUCCUCUCUAACAUCCACCCCAACAACAAGCAAAAUCUCGGCAAACGGCGACUCAACUGCCUUCUCCGGUGGUCCAUCAAAAACAACCAAAAUCGCCAUUGCAGUCCCAGUCUCCACAAUCAGCCUAGCUCUUGUCCUCGCGCUCCUAUUUUUCCUCUUCCACCGACGAUGCCGUGAAAAGGAACGCAAUGCCCUGCCACCACCUUACGAUAUGGCAACAGGCCGUCGAAGCGUGGUUCCAGCACAUGAGCUAAUGAUUUCUCCCAAAACCUUGACGCAGGAGCCAAGGUGUUCACUCUCGACACCAGCAAUGGCCUCAACGGCAACGUCAAUGCCAUUGCCUAUGCCGCGGAUCCCGAUAAUCAGCAUCUCGCCCUCCACGGAAAAUCGGGGCCGAACGCCUACUCCCGACCCCAGUCCUAGCUCGGGCUCUGUGCACCGCAUGCCUUUGGCCCAUGGAUCGAGUGAUUCUGAGACGGAGCUUGGUGUUGCGGUUGUUCUUUCGAUGGAUCAGAGGCGGAGUGCUACGGAGCAGGAUUUGAGGGGCCGGGUUGCGUCUGUUACAUCGUCGAGAGGGCCGUCGCGGUUGAGUAGAAUGCCAUUUGUGGAUUUUUCAGAUGAUGAUGAUGAUUGUGCUGUUUCUGUUGUGUCGGAUUUCGAUGGACGGAGGAGGGAGAGAGACUUUGAUGAGGUUUCGCCGAUAGGUGAGCAGGAGAGGCGGUUCUGA
Messenger RNA from Penicillium digitatum Pd1, 1074 nucleotides. RefSeq lists its product as uncharacterized. NCBI's taxonomy places the organism in Eukaryota, Fungi, Ascomycota, Eurotiomycetes, Eurotiales, Aspergillaceae. The record is from RefSeq and is a predicted model, not a curated record.